CUGCGGCUCCAUCACGUCAGAAUCGCUUACUUAAUUUCUCCUUUCCGUGUUGUUCGCCCGUAAUUAUAUGUUGGUAAAUUCAUUCGAGUUUGUUCAAGUCAGGCCUUGUGCUUAAAGGGCAGGUUGAAAGCUAUCGUGUAAUAUAAUUCUGUUAUAAACCCGGUGAAAUCCAGUGUUCCUAUUUCCAAAUUUCAUCUUGAUUAUUUUUGCCAGUUACAUAUCGGCCAUUUUGCUGAACACUGGCCGUAGUAUGACAGCAGUGUCUUAAUGCAGUUUCUACAGUCAUUUUACCAAAUUAAUUUUGAUAAGUGCAAUUUAUAAGCUGUAGAUAUUCAAGACAGGGAAACUAUGGCGACAGAGCAGCCCAGGGAGCGAGAAAUCGCCGCGGAAGACAGCAUUAAAGUUGUUUGCCGUUUCCGUCCACUGAACGACUCUGAAGAAAAGGCUGGGUCAAAAUUUGUAGUUAAAUUUCCAUCCGGUGGAGAGGAAAACUGUAUUUCGAUCGGGGGCAAAGUUUAUCUUUUUGACAAAGUAUUCAAGCCCAAUGCAACACAAGAGAAGGUUUACAAUGAGGCUGCAAAGUCCAUCGUAUCCGAUGUCCUGGCAGGCUAUAAUGGCACUAUCUUUGCUUAUGGGCAAACAUCGUCAGGAAAAACCCACACAAUGGAAGGAGUUAUUGGCGAUCCAAACAAGCAGGGCAUUAUUCCUCGUAUUGUUAAUGACAUAUUUAAUCAUAUUUAUGCUAUGGAAGAGAACCUGGAAUUUCAUAUUAAGGUUUCAUAUUUUGAAAUUUACAUGGACAAGAUACGGGAUCUCUUAGAUGUAUCCAAGGUAAAUCUUAGCGUUCAUGAGGACAAAAAUCGUGUACCUUUUGUAAAAGGUGCUACUGAAAGGUUUGUUUCGAGUCCAGAAGAAGUGUUUGAAGUGAUAGAAGAAGGUAAAUCGAAUCGUCAUAUCGCUGUGACAAACAUGAACGAACACAGUUCCAGAUCACAUUCUGUUUUUCUUAUAAAUGUAAAGCAGGAGAAUUUGGAAAAUCAAAAAAAACUUUCUGGAAAAUUGUACCUUGUAGAUCUUGCAGGUUCUGAAAAAGUAUCUAAAACUGGUGCUGAAGGCACUGUGCUGGAUGAAGCUAAAAAUAUUAACAAAUCCUUGUCAGCAUUGGGUAACGUUAUCUCUGCUUUGGCGGAUGGCAAUAAGACGCAUAUCCCUUAUCGAGAUUCAAAAUUAACGAGAAUUUUACAAGAAUCUUUGGGAGGCAAUGCUCGAACUACCAUUAUUAUUUGUUGCUCACCGGCCAGUUUUAACGAGUCUGAAACAAAAUCUACAUUAGACUUUGGUAAGCGUGCCAAGACUAUCAAGAACGUCGUUUGUGUCAAUGAGGAAUUAACGGCCGAAGAAUGGAAGCGGCGAUAUGAACGUGAAAAAGAAAAGACAGCUAGGCUUAAGGGGAAAGUUGAGAAAUUAGAGGCUGAACUUUCAAGGUGGCGACAAGGUGAGACUGUGAAAGUUGAGGAACAAGUUAGUCUUGUCGAAGGUCCUGACGUUACAACGCCAGUUGCUCCACAAGUUGAAGUCAAGAUCGAUGAUGGUCCUGUACCAGCUACCCCUGGUGGGGGAUUGAUGGCUGGAUCUCUUUCUAAUGAGGAAAGACAAAAGCUGGAGGAAGAACGUGAACGGCUGUACCAACAGCUUGAUGACAAAGAUGAAGAGAUUAAUCAGCAUUCACAGUAUGUGGAGAAAUUGAAAGAACAGAUGGAAGAACAAGAAGAGCUCAUCGCAUGCGCCAGACGUGAUUAUGAACAACUGCAGCAAGAAAUGAACAGAAUUCAACAAGAAAACGAGAGUGCCAAAGAAGAAGUCAAAGAAGUCCUUCAAGCUCUUGAGGAACUGGCUGUUAAUUACGACCAAAAAUCACAAGAGGUUGAAACUAAAAAUAAAGAGCACGAAGCUUUGUCAGAAGAGCUUUUGGCCAAACAAGCAGUAUUAAAUACAACCUCAUCAGAGUUACAACAACUGCGAGACAUGUCUGCACAUCAGCGGAAGCGUAUUACAGAAAUGCUGGCUAAUCUUCUCAAAGACCUGGGUGAAAUCGGCGUAGCUAUAGGUGGCGAUGAAAAUCUCAAGGUUACACCUGAUAGCAAUGGCAAGUUGGAAGAGGAAUUUACUGUCGCCAGGGUAUACAUCAGUAAAAUGAAAUCAGAAGUAAAAAACUUGGUACAACGUUGUCAAGGGCUUGAAUGUUUCCAAACCGAUUGUAACAAAAAAGUUUCGGAAUAUGAAAAAGAUUUGGGUGAAUGCCGGUUAUUGAUAUCACAACACGAGGCUCGCAUGCAAACACUCUCUGAGUCGAUGAAGGAAGCGGAUGCCCGUAAACGUGCCUUGGAGGAAGACGUGGAUGCCUUACGUGAGGAAUGUGCAAAACUUAAAGCUGCUGAACAAGUACAAGCUGUUAGUAACAAAGAAAAGGCUGAGGAACAAGAAGCUGCCACUAAAAUGAGAGUUGCCCUCGAGGAGCAAAUGGAUCAACUGAGAGGAGCCCAUCAGCGACAAGUGGCUUCGUUGCGAGAUGAAAUAUCAGACAAGCAACGGCUUAUUGGAGAGUUGAGGGAUAUGAACCAGAAAUUCACAUUGGCUCAUCAACAGAUGCAAUAUGACUAUGAACGAUUAAAACAGGAAGAAGCCGACAAAUCAGUUAAAUUGCAAGAGCAUGUUCUGAUGAAUGAACGACGUGAACAGGCUAGAAAAGACUUGAAAGGUCUUGAAGAGACAGUGUCAAAGGAACUACAAACAUUGCACAACUUACGCAAGAUGUUCGUACAAGAUUUGCAGGCACGAAUCAAAAAGUCUUUGAAUGCAGAAGACAACGAAGACGACGGCGGAUCUCUUGCACAAAAACAAAAGAUUUCUUUCCUUGAGAACAACCUCGAUCAGCUUACUAAGGUGCACAAACAAUUGGUUCGAGACAAUGCAGACCUUCGCUGCGAACUACCGAAACUGGAAAAGAGAUUGAAAGCUACAAUGGAUAGAGUCAAGGCGUUGGAAACCGCGUUACGAGAUGCCAAAGAAGGCGCUAUGCGAGAUCGCAAACGUUACCAGUACGAAGUUGACAGGAUCAAGGAAGCUGUGCGACAGAAAAACUUUGCUCGUCGUGGACCUAGUGCACAGAUUGCCAAACCUAUUCGAGCUGGUCAGCACCAUAUGGGAACUGGCAACAACCCAGCUGUCAUCAGGACAGGAAAUAGAGAAAACGAGCGUAAAACCGCGUCUAUCCAUGAUGAGAAGAGAAGACAUGUAGAAGUCGGUAUAAUUUAUAAUUCAUAAGGUGCUAAUGAAAAGAAUCGAUAGAACUGCUGUAUCCGAAAAGAGCGCCGUUGAUUUUGUUCAUUUGAAUGAUUUUAAAGCACAUGCUUUGCAGUGCUAAAAUAAUUAUUGGAUGUAUAAUAAUAUAGCGUGUCCUAUUAUCUAAAUAUUGAGGAGCUAUUUUGUCAAGUUGUAUUGGGAUCUAUUGAAAUGAUAAAAAUAAAAAUAGUAUCGACGGUUCAAUUGCCGUAAGACACAAGAUAAAAGUAGCUGAUCACAAAACAACGUCGCGUUUCAGUUAUCAAUUUAUAGAUUAGUGUUGAAAUACGUGUAAAACAUAGUUUUUACUGCUUCGCUUCACCUUCGGAAUAGUGUUUAUUUCUACAAAUUCUCUGAUGCUAUGAUCUCAGAUGAUUCGCGAGUUGAAUAAUUUCUAUAAAAAAAAAUAUUUUUCCUAAAAUUCAAUUGUAUGUCCCAUAUUGAUUUUAUAGAUGUUUUUGUAGUGAAUAGGACAUGCGAUAUGGAUGUGAGAUUGUUGGAAUGAUUGCAGUUUGAUGAUAUUUAUGAACCUGAUAGUUAUUCCUACAAUGGCUAUAUUUUCUGAGUGAAGUAAAAUUUUCUGAACACAAUAUAACCAGUAUUGAAUCUAUUUUGGAUGGCUCACUUAAAAGGGACUAAGUGCAAUCGCCUUUCCUCUGUGAUUGAAAUAUUCAGUAUGUUAUGUUGUUUUUAGAAAAUUCUACCACGCGCGUUAAACUAUUGUUUCCUUUAGACCUCUACACUUAGUAAUACGGAAUUCAAUAUUCUUCAUUUAUUUUUAUCUAUUUAAAUUAAUUUAUUAUCAACUACUUUUUGCCUGUAUCAGAGGCUCACGAGAUUUGUUUUACACAUUUAGGGAAAUUUCAAUAUUACAUCCAAGUAGAAUAAUAAUCAUCCAUACAGUCCAACCAAACUAUGUACGUGUAAAUGAUUAUGAUAACCAUUCGAGAAUUAUUUAACUUAUUAUUACUUUGCAUAGCUUUUUUGGGAUCGUCAACUUCCUCUUUAACGUCAGUCUAAAUAAUUUGAAUAUAAAUCCAAAUAUUCCAAAAUUCAAACGCUUCGCUGUAUCCAAUAUUUAUGGUGAUUUGAUUUAUUUUAUUUCAAAAAUUCGCAAUGUCCCAGAGUAGUAACCCAGUUCCUAAAUUUAGUAACAGAAAUGAAUGAUAUAGUUGAUGUAACAUAAUAACACUUCUUGUUAGAGUGAAAUUCAAUGUUUUCGUUUAUACAUAUAGGUAGAGAGGGAGAUGGUGAUGUGGUCUUUGCCUCCAUUAUGGACCACGUAUACCACUGAAUCAUUUAUCGUUGUGGUCAUUAUAUUUUGAUUUCGUACUUACGAAGUCUGAAGUUUAAUAGAUUCGCAAGAUUUGAAAAUCCAUAAGUUAAAAUCAGGUUGCAGGAACAUUGAUAUUAUGGCUGAUGAAUCUAAAAAUGGACCAUUCGUAGACAAGAGACAUAUUACCAACUUCUCUAUAUAUCAUACAUCUUGUUGAAAUAAAUAUAUUCAACACAAACCCGUUAUCGUGGACACGAUGCCGUACAUUCUGUUCUAAAAAACUUCAGAGCUUUGACUUGUAAUAUUUUUAACUAAUUAUUUGUCCAACUAUGAUGAGUAAUACGUACUCGAUGUAUUUUUCAAAAUGUGAAAAGGAAAACUACUUAAUUUCAUUUUAAGACUAAAUCGUCUGUCUGAACGUGAGGAUAGGAUAUGUUGGAGGGUGCGUUUCAUUAUCCAUAUCAAACGCCUUCAGGCAUCGUUCUGUCUUCAUCCGAUACACGGAAAUAAUCACAGGUGGACAAUGAUUCAAUCGCGUGCAACGCACCUUUCGAUGGACUUCUCUAUCUCCAUGGCGUUGAAAAUAAUAUUUAGAUUAAUAAAUAGAAAAAGCUUACGAAAGAAAUUCAAAUAUCACAUCUGAAAUUACUACUCCACGUGGUUACAGGAUUUUUUUAACGUCAGAAUCAAAUUAGAAUAUUUUUGCUUUUUGAAAUUAAAUAUAAUUUGAUUUGAAUAGCAUUAUUGAUUUUUUUUUCUCAUUCUCAUGAAACAACGAGUUAGCACUUGUUAUGACAUGAAAGGAAGCAUAAGGUGAUUGAAAAUAAUUAAUAUUGAAUAAAAAAUAAAAGAAGGGAAAAAACAAAGCAGUCAAUGUUGGUGUAUAUUCAUAUAAUCAAUAUUGUAUCGAACACUCCUAUAUUUGGGAAUGACGUCUUUAACGAUAACUUUUGAUCGCUAAUAUUCACAUUAUGCACACAUCUAAGUAAGUGCGCAUUGGUAUUGCUGAUUGUGCUUAAUGUUAACGUUUCAAAGUCUGUUGUGUUCGUACAUGUAUUCAUAGAUACGUUUUCUGGUUUUUCAAUGAAUGGAGAUCACUAAUGACGACGUGAUGAUGUCUUUAAUUUUUAUAAGUAAUCUUUACCAAGGGAAGAGAGGUCUGAACGGAGAACUGCUUUUUGAUUUUGAAUUUCACUUGGACGACAUUUCUUUCGUGGUUCGUGAUGUAUAUUUUGGUAGGGACUUAUUAGAAGAAGUAUCGUCGUGUAUUCCAGACUUUGAAAUAUUGCAUUUGAUAAACACUAGCCACAGCAUUAUAUAAAAUAAGUAAAAUCUACCUUGUAUUAUCUAGCCCUCCUCUCCUACCUUACCGAUGCAACUACAUUGUCACAAUGAGAAGUUUUUGUUCGAAAUUUGAAGAUUUAAUUUUUGUCAAUACUUGGUAGACACCAAAGCUUGAUAACAUCGAAACGACAGUUUUGAUUUAUCGUUCGUCAAGAGAAUAGUGUUUAUCAAUAGUUGACGAAAAUGAAUGUCACAAACUUCGAUUGCAAACUUCAACGGAUAUUUUCGAUUAUUUUUCAUAAAUCAUCAACACUAAAAAAAUACAUCCAUACACAUAAUAUACUAAUAUAUCUACAUUGCAGUUAUAUUAUUACGAAAGUGAGAUUUGCACAUUUAUUGUUAGUAUAAAUCGGAACACCUUAUAUAACUAGAAAAGGACAUCGAUGUAUGUCUGCAAUUUAAUUAAUAUCAAAUCCUAUUCCUGGAAACAGAAAUACGGGAUCAGGUUUCGCUACAUGCAAGACUCGUAUGCCUGCAACACAGCCUGAAAUUGGAAUUGCAUUGUACGGUAAACAUAUUUCUCUUCAUUCGGUUUUUUUUUUAAUUCAAAAUACUCGCCGUUUAUUGAGAUUUGAUUUAGUAUUGAUUAUAUUGACGAGUACAAUAGUUGAAAAUCUAUACUUAUGAUUGAAAACCGACGAAUCGAAUGUACUCAGCUUUUGGAUCCAUCAUUUCAAGACAGAAUUAAAGAUGUAAUUAAUCAACAGCGGUUCAGAUUCAUUGGUAAACUUUAUCGGAUCAUGUCAACAUUCUUUAAUCGUGCUGAAAAUUUUUACAAUUCACCUUUAGAUUGUAUAUGCAGGGUGCAGAAAGGCUAUUGCUACGGCGAAUGUUCGAUUGUAAUAAUCAUUACCAUCAAAUUAUAAUUAAUUUACGAUUAUUGUACUUGAAACAAACUAUUAUCGAGUAAAUUAAUUACAAAAAUAAUGCUUACAAUAAAACACGUGAAAAUUGA
This is a messenger RNA of Athalia rosae (coleseed sawfly), 6917 nucleotides long. RefSeq names its product kinesin heavy chain (gene Khc). The record is from RefSeq and is a predicted model, not a curated record. Gene Ontology annotation, molecular function: microtubule binding; ATP binding; microtubule motor activity. The transcript is spliced from 14 exons. Gene Ontology annotation, biological process: microtubule-based movement. The coding region runs from base 349 to 3324 and encodes 991 amino acids. NCBI's taxonomy places the organism in Eukaryota, Metazoa, Arthropoda, Insecta, Hymenoptera, Athaliidae.